Messenger RNA from Hyalella azteca, 3526 nucleotides. Its product is annotated as NFX1-type zinc finger-containing protein 1-like. Lineage: Eukaryota; Metazoa; Arthropoda; Malacostraca; Amphipoda; Hyalellidae. The record is from RefSeq and is a predicted model, not a curated record. Gene Ontology annotation, biological process: regulatory ncRNA-mediated heterochromatin formation. Gene Ontology annotation, molecular function: helicase activity. The annotation marks the transcript as partial. Gene Ontology annotation, cellular component: nuclear RNA-directed RNA polymerase complex. The transcript has 6 exons.
UGGUGUGUCCAGCAGCCAUCAGAAUAUUGGGUAUGGUGUGCCCAACAGCCAUCAGAAUUAUGGGUAUGGUGUGCCGAGCAGCCAGCAGAAUGGCAGGUAUGAAGCGCACUCUGGCCGUCUUGGCAGCCUUGAUGCCCUGAACUUCAGCGCCAGUGGAAGAGGUUCUUCUAGAGAAGAUGGAUUGCCCAGUCUUAUGGACUUAAGUUUUGAUACUGGUCAGAGACGUCCACGUGGAAGAAGCCAUGCUCGGGGAAGAGGCAACUGGAAACAACAAGAAUUUGGUGGGAGAGGACGCCCUCAAACACAUCAGGAGAACAACAACGGCGACAGAGACGAAGAAAGGGAACACACGGUAUGUCACAAUGCAAAGAGACUUUAUCCUGUUGGAAUCAAUGUUCUGAAAGGGUGGACUACUCAGCCACCAGAUCUGGUCAUCCACUCACUGCUAAGUGACAGGUCUGGAGUGCCUCAACUGUUGGCUGAGCCGAAAAUCCCUGAUGAUAAAUUAGUUCUUUUCAUCAAGGUGCUCGCCAGAGCCUCCACUUGCACCAGUUGUCGGCAGAGUCUGAUUGAAAUUUUCACAAUGAUAUUCACUGAGGAUUUUGUGAAUAAGCUCGUUACAUUUCACAUUUCAUUGAUGACAAGCCAGAGGACGGACGUGAAAAGCUUCCUUGAAGAUCAACUACAAUUACUGAAAGUACUGAAAAAAACUCUCAUUAACCAAGCCAAGGAGAUGCUGCCUACUUUACUGCAAACUGUCAUGCUCGUCAUUCCUAAGCUGAAAAAUCAAUCCGAGUUAAACGAGCUAAUGACUGAGUAUGAGCAGCUCCUGGCAUUGCUCCUCGAGAGUCAGAAGCCGGGGCCUGACGUCGGCGAGCGGAAGCGACGUCCUUUUGCUGAUCGCCUCGCAGACCUCGAUGAUCUGGAACCUGAGGACGACUACAGGGACAUACCCAUUGAGCCUACCGACGAUGAGCUGCUGCAGCUCGAAGCUCCUCUCAUAAGGAGGAAUAUCACUGAGGGGGCCUACAGAGAUGUGCACAAUUAUCUCGAUGUGCAGUUUAGGCUUCUACGCGAAGACUUCAUUCGCCCCCUGCGUGAAGGCAUCCGCCAAGUGAAAUCUGGUCUGAAGGGGGUAAAGGAUGUUCGAGUGUAUCGGAAAGUCAAAUUUCAGGAUACCCAGAUUGUGCGUGGUAAACUUGUGCAUUUUGUGAAGCUCAAUUUCCCAAAGAAUUUCAAAGUCGAAUUCUCAAAGCGACUGCUGUUUGGCAACGUAAUGUGCUUCAGUGCCAAUAAAUUUGCCUCUUCAUUUCUGGCAACCGUUGCAGGCCAUGACCCUGACAAACUGAAGCAGGGAAUUGUUGGCGUAAAGCUGCUUACAGUGUCAAAACUCGACGCUAGUCUUGAGUACACAGCUGUUGAGUCGAGGACUUUCUUCAUCGCGUACAAGCACGUGCUCAGAGCUCUUCAAUUCAUGGACGAAAAUACCCUCCCGCUUGUUGAGCACAUUGUCUUCGCUGAAAAAACUGUCCAACCUCCUCAGUAUGUGAUGAACGCGGCCAAUGUGCACUACGAUCUGCGCGUUGUUCUGCAAAACAACUACAUGAAAGCUCAGGAUAAAGCUGAUAUUUUCCCGAAAUCAAACACCAUUCCACCACCAAACGAUCGGCCGGAUCUUCAGCACAUUCCCAUAACGAACGCUGAGGUAGAUGUGUGGCCGAGAUCGUCCGACUUUGGUCUGGAUCGAUCCCAACGCAAAGCACUGCACUCAGCGCUCACAAAACGGCUGGUUGUGAUUCAAGGCCCACCAGGAACCGGCAAAACUUAUUUAGGUUUGAAAAUCACGCAAGUUCUGCUUCACAAUUCGCAGGCAUGGUCUAGGAAAGAAACUGAAUUCCGAAUAGUCCGUGGGCAUCAAAAUCGAAGGCUGGUGCAAACAGACGAUGUAGACGUGUCAUCGCCCAUUCUCGUCAUUUGCUACACAAACCACGCCCUGGAUCAGUUUUUGGAAGGCAUGCUCAACUUCACUAAUAGAAUCAUCCGCAUUGGCAGCAGAAGCAAGAGUGAACGCAUCCAGAGCUACCAAAUCAAUGAGUUUCUUUUAAAAUUGAAGAAGCAACGCAUACUCCCUCCAAACAUCCAUCAUGCCAAGUCUGAUGUGCACAAUAAAGUCCUUGCUGCCGAAGCGAAGCUGAAAAGUCAAUAUGCGCAACUGCAAGAAGUUGUCCGUGAUUUAGGACUUCUUAGCUUUGGCUUGCUCAAUUUGUACGGCGUCAUCCCUUCCAGCAUCGUAAGCAAGUUGGAACGCGGUCAACUUUACCGCUCCUGGAUGCUGCCAAUCGAUCAAAUGUGGUGCAUGAACCUAAAGUAUGAUCCUCGCCAGGUUUGGUCAAAGCCUGUGCAAGUGCAUGGCGAUCCUAAACUGGAAUCUUCAGCCGCAGAUGACAAAGAAGACGACGAAGAAUGGCAUGAUGCUUUGGAAAUGCUGAGGGAGGCUGAGAAUGAGCGCAUCAUUGAUGUUGAGGAAGAUGACCUCCCAACUGGAACUGCUUUGAUUUUACCUCGAGUAAAAUCAUAUGAAUUUGAGAGAAUCAAUCCUAUAGAGUUUGAAACCUCACUAUUUCGUCAUUUAAAAGCUGGCCUCAUAACAAAAGAGGCUUGUGAGAUCACCUUGAAGAAAUUCUACAAAGAGCAGCGAAUUUUAGGCGAACUUCUUCAUUUUACGUCUUCAACAGAUGUCUCAUCCGUGGCUAAUGCGACCAUCAAUGAAGAUUUCGACAUCUUUCAGUUGGCUUACAAUGAUCGGUGCUUGCUUUAUUGCCUAUGGAGGCACAAGCUUUUGGCUAAAAUGCGCGAGACCAUCCGCCCUCACGAGGCCAACAUACAGAGGCUCAUGGCGAGGGCGCAAGAGGUGAAGAACUCCGAGUAUCUGCACGUGGCGCGUCAGGCAGACGUUGUGGGCCUCACCACCACGGGAGCUGCGCAGUUCCAGGACGUCGUCCAGGAACUCAAGCCCAGGAUAGUGAUCAUUGAAGAGGCUGCCGAGAUAUUAGAGGCUCACGUCAUAGCUUCUCUCAACGCCAACUGCGAGCACCUCAUCUUGAUCGGCGACCACCAGCAGCUGAAGCCAAGCCCCGCAGUUUACCAGCUUGCCAAGCACUACGGGCUCGACACGUCGCUCUUCGAGCGGAUGAUCAACAACGGAGUCGCGUACGAGACCCUGAAGUAUCAGCACCGCAUGCGUCCUGAGAUUUCAUCUCUCCUGGUCCCUGCCAUCUACCCGGAACUCAAGGAUCAUCCGUCAGUGCAAGGCCGAGAUCACAUUCGGGGGGUCGAGAGGAGCGUCUUCUUUGUGUCUCACCUCGAGAAGGAGCUAGCAGAAACCGAUGAUAACAACAGCCACAGCAACGUCCACGAAGCAGAGUUCAUCGUGCGUCUGGCUCGUCACCUCGUCCUGCAAGGCUACGACCCUGAGCAGAUCACCGUCCUCACGCCCUACUCCGGCCAGUUCUUCCUGCUUCGUAAA